Molecule: messenger RNA, 306 nt
Organism: Ostertagia ostertagi
Lineage: Eukaryota; Metazoa; Nematoda; Chromadorea; Rhabditida; Trichostrongylidae
Source: the annotation of a GenBank genome assembly
UCGGCAAAUCGAGCAGAGAUCGUGAAAAAGCAAAGGGAAGCGGAAGAAUUACGAAAAGCAGCACUGAAGGCUGGUAUUCAAGUUGGUGCUGAAGAAGAGAAACACAAUCAAGAAAUUACUGCGGCUUUGACUGCAGUUGUGAAUGAUGUCGAACGAAUUCCUCCGAUUCCGGUGGUGGAAGAGCCGGUGGUGGCAACUGGAGAGUCUGAAGAUCCUCUGGAAGUUCGUCGAAAGCAAAUUCGGGAGAAUAUUCGCAAAGAAAGGGAACGGUUCGUCGUUUUGCUUUUGUACAUAAUUUUUAAUUAG